Prunus avium (sweet cherry) is the source of this 528-nucleotide messenger RNA. Lineage: Eukaryota; Viridiplantae; Streptophyta; Magnoliopsida; Rosales; Rosaceae. The record is from RefSeq and is a predicted model, not a curated record.
AAAUUCUGUUCUCCUCUGUACUUUGUAGCUUUUAAAUACCAACAUUCUGAAGAAUUCACAAUACUAUGGGAGAUUUAACUAGUAAAACGGUUUUGCUAUUCUUCUCUAAUAAAAAACGGGUUCUGCAAUUGGAUUAUGACCCAUCAAUUUUUCUGAAUAAUCUUUAUCGCCUCACAUCUUUUCAAUGCAGCUUAAGUUGUAACAUGGUUGGUAUUCAUAAUGGGCAACCUAAGCAGAUGGGUCUAAAGGAGUUGCUGCAGGGCAUUGUUGUGGGCCUGGAUAAUUUGGAUGCAGUAAUUCGUAUACUAAGAGAAUCUUCUAGCAAUGCAAUUGCAUCAUCUGGUCUAAGGAGCGGUGAGCUCCCCUAAGUUUUUGAGUUUUUCAUUUUCUUCAACUUGAGUAGAAGUGGUGGUUCAAAAGCACUGAGACAUGAUUUUCUGGCUUUGUCAUUAAACAUCUGUUGUUCUGCAUGCGUUGUUUUUCAGUUUUUUUUUUCUUUUUGCUUUCUAGCUUCUGCUGCGAGGAACA